UUUGUCGAUUUGUUGCUCUGAUAAAUUUGUUAAAUUUAUUUAGCUAUAAAAAACUUAUAAUUUCUCCCGCAAAAAACGAAGAAGAUCGAAGGCAAAAAAAGGUCUCUCAUUGUCGGUUCUCUCAGAAAAAAAAAAUAAAUUUGAACAAGUUUCUUUCAGUGCAUCGUGGUAAUUAGGUAGAGCGAAAUGAUGAGGCUGCAAACCUAUGCUGGUCUCAGUUUAGUCGCGAUGCUAGCUGUUAUUUACCAUGCAUUCAACAGUAGAGGCCAGUUUUAUCCUGCUAUGGUGUAUUUAUCAACCUCUAAGAUCAGCUUGGUGCUGCUUCUCAACAUGGGGCUUGUAUUUAUGUGCAUCUUAUGGCAAAUAACCAAAAAGAUAUUCCUUGGGUCCCUUCGUGAAGCUGAGGUUGAACGGUUGAAUGAGCAGUCGUGGAGAGAGGUUAUGGAGAUCCUCUUUGCGAUCACUAUUUUCCGUCAGGACUUUUCAGUUACGUUUCUUGCUAUGGUUACUGCUCUGUUGUUAAUCAAGGCUUUGCACUGGUUGGCACAGAAAAGGGUUGAGUACAUUGAGACGACCCCUUCUGUUCCUAUGUUGUCUCACAUUCGGAUUGUUUCUUUUCUGGGUUUCCUUCUUCUUCUAGAUUGUCUGUUUUUGUCAAGUUCUAUCAAGUUUCUGAUCCAAACACGGCAAGCUUCAGUUUCCCUAUUCUUUGCGUUUGAGUACAUGAUUCUGGCUACCACAAUAGUGUCAAAUUUUAUAAAAUAUGUUUUCUAUGUGAGUGACAUGCUUAUGGAAGGACAAUGGGAGAAGAAGGCUGUCUAUACCUUCUACUUGGAGCUCAUUCGGGACUUGCUUCACUUGUCUAUGUAUUUAUGCUUCUUUCUUGUGAUUUUCAUGAACUAUGGUGUACCUCUGCACUUAAUACGGGAGCUCUAUGAAACCUUUAGGAAUUUCAAAAUUCGUGUUGCUGAUUACAUGCGUUAUAGGAAGAUUGCUUCAAAUAUGAAUGACAGAUUCCCAGAUGCAACCGCUGAAGAGCUCGCUGCAAACGAUGCAACAUGUAUUAUAUGCCGCGAAGAGAUGACCACAGCAAAGAAGUUGAUAUGUGGACAUCUUUUUCAUGUGCACUGUCUUCGAUCAUGGCUGGAGAGACAGCAUACCUGCCCUACAUGUAGAGCUCUCGUUGUACCACCUGAAAACGGAACAAGUUCAUCUGGAGGGCAACAUGGACCUUGGUCAGAUGCUCAAGGACAAGGGUCUGGCACAAGCUCAGCUCGACAAGGUUUUGGUGGUGACAUGGCUGCUGAUAAUUUGACCCAGCAUCAGGCCAGGCUUCAGGCUGCUGCCACUGCAGCAUCAAUAUAUGAGAAAUCCUACGUCUAUCCAUCUGCAAACACUCUAGUUUGGUCUCCUGGAUAUGCUGUACUUCCCAAGGCUUAUGGGCAACCAGAUGACUCCACGAAGGGUGAAUCUAGUGGGGAAACGACAUCCACCGGAGAACAAUUUGUCAUUCCUGGUGGACAAGUCAACUUGUCCUUUCCAUGGUUCCCACAUUGUGCUUUUGUUCCUUUCCAAUUGCCUCGUGUUAAUGGAAACAUGGGAGAGGCAUCGAGUAGUAAUCUGCACAUUCCAGAUUCUCAGUUGGAAGCUCAGAAGAAGAUCAUUCAGCAGCAGAUUGAGGUAUCAUUUAUGUGUCAUAAGGUGCUACAAAAUCAGCUCCAACUCCUGCAGAUGCAGAAGCCGAAAACUGAAGGAAGUGCGGACGCUGGUCCCACAGCCUUGUCGGACAGAAAAGGGAAGACAAUUUCUUCUUCUUCUUCAGGAGAUUGAAGAAAGUACGUACCUUUUUGGGAACUGUAAUAUUUUUUGUUUUUGUUUUUACAUUAUAUCGGAACACCGCAUUACUAACAUUCUUGCCACUAGGCAAAGAUGUUUUAGGUCCUUACAUGUGGAACUAGUGAAUGAAUGAGUAGGCAUAUAAGAAAGGAAAAAAAGGGGGGGAGUGGGGGCGGGGUUGAAGUUAGGCUAAAAUUUGUGGCAUUGCUUCAUUGAGGGGGGAAAAUUGUUUUUAAGCAACGAUAUUACUUUUUGAAAUUUAAUUUUAAUGAAAAAAAUUCAAUUAUCAAAAUGUUUAGUAGUAAGGAAAAAAAAAUUAUAUGUUAUAGGUAUUAACUUUUCAUUUUUACAUGUUUCCUUUUUCCCUUUUUUUUUUUUUCUUUAUUAUCUUUUUCAAAAAUGUUGUGAAGCUAAUAAUAAAAUGAAAAAAAAAAGAAAGAAAAAGAAGAGUGGGGGAAAUUGAAGAAGAAAUAUUUAAGCUAGAGGUGUUUGGGUUGGGCUUAUGCAUUUUAUCAAUGUUUAUGUCAUACAUGAUUUUCUAGCUUGGCCUGGCAGCCGGGCUUGAAAUAUGCUUCUUAAAUUUUGCUUGUAUCUGUUUAAGUCCGUUAAUAUUUUUUUUAAUUUUUAAAAUACAAAUAUUUUAACUCA
Messenger RNA from Gossypium raimondii (Peruvian cotton), 2484 nucleotides. RefSeq names its product ERAD-associated E3 ubiquitin-protein ligase HRD1B. The transcript is spliced from 8 exons. NCBI's taxonomy places the organism in Eukaryota, Viridiplantae, Streptophyta, Magnoliopsida, Malvales, Malvaceae. The record is from RefSeq and is a predicted model, not a curated record. Bases 187 to 1830 code for a protein of 547 amino acids.